GUGUGACGCGCACUUACUGCCGCACUGGACAGUCACAUGACAGGCAUACAGACGUUAUGGAGCUGUUUCGCUGUCAAUCUUGAACCCGAUUUCACUUUUAAACUGCAAAAGCGAUGGACGGAGUGCGACUUUUGACGGCUUCUGAUCUCCAGUGAUAUGUCAGCUAAACCGCUGCGUCAUGUCUGUGGAUGGCCCCCGGACCUCUGUUUUCACCUUUCAGUCCGCUGUUCACAGCCGUCAUGUUCUGCGCUCGCUGGAGGAGCUGAGACACAAGGAGCUCUUGUGUGACGUGACGGUUGAAGUGGAGCGCAGGAGCUUUCGAGCGCACUCUUCAGUGCUGGCUUCCUGCAGCGACUAUUUUUACACCAGACUUACAAACCACAGCCGACCAAACCCCACUGUCAGGUUACCGGAUGAGGUCACGGUGGAAGGAUUUGAACCUCUUCUGCAGUUUGCCUACACUGCAAAACUUCACUUCACGAAAGAAAACAUCCUGGAGAUCCACAGAUGCGCCGAAUUCCUCGGAUUUCAAAACCUCGAUAAAGCCUGCUUUGAAUUCCUCGUCCCAAAGUUUUCCGCUGGUGGUGUGACCUCCAAAAAAGUGGAGGGUAAAAGCAAGGGCCUUGAGAGAUCCCGAACCAUCUGCAGUCCAAAUGACCAAAACCCCGACACCGGAGAAGAUCGCGUACCUCAAGAUGCAAGCACUGUCAUGCAAGCUGCAUGCGCGACAUCCUCUGAAGAAAGUCCUAAAGAUUGUCCCCCCAUCACAAAUGACAAAGCAAUGCAGUUAGAUUUAUCCACGCUUUACGCAAGAAGCACUGCAUACCACAUGGGUGACGGCCAAGAUCAGUUUUGCCUACAGAACUGUGGCCCACCGUUGCCUUCCUCUUCCAUGGCGGCCGCUGAAGUGUGUCCUUUCCUGUCUAUUUCAAGCACCGGAGACAAUGAGAAACUGCACUCUUCUCCAGCAGGGGACAUUUUAGCAAUGGAGGACGAUUUCCAGAAGGAUCUAGCAAUGGAUGUGCAUUGCGAACCACCUACUGAUAAAGACCUGGACAUAGCCAGUAUCACCGAGGGCCACUUUGACCAAUGUGAAGGGCCUCUAAUGUCGCCCUCCGACGCCAGCCACCUAUGUCCUCUGAAUUCUGCGCAGUCAAGCGGGGAUUUGGACAGCAUUUCUGGCGCGCCAGACCUCAGCAACAUUGGCACCGAAGACAACCGGGUGUUUGAUUCCAACGAACAAACCUUCCCUGAAUUGACCCCCAAAGAUUGCGCCACAGAACGAAGCACGGUGGAAAGGGAAGUGGCUGAGCAUCUCGCGAAGGGUUUUUGGCCCGAUUUGAGCGCCACGUUAAAUGAGACGCUACCUUUGGACUCUAUCGACCAGUCAUCUGCAGGAAAUGGCUCGGACUUCCACUGGUUAAAGCAUCUGGAUCUGGGCGCCGCGCCGGAUGAUUGUCCCUUCCUGCGAGACCUGAGCUCCAAUGAUAGACAGACCUCUGGAGGAGACACUCUGUCCAAAGAGGACACUGAAGACAGUCCCUGCAUGUCCCCCAUUAACUCGAGGGAAAACUCGGAGUGCGAAUCGGACGGAGACUGUGCGCAGUGUGACAGCAGUGAACAAGUGCAAGAGGUGGAUUUGCCAUUCCCUGUGGAGCAAAUUUCCAGCAUGACCCGGAGAGCGUUCCUGCAGAUGUUGAAACGCGAGCAGCUGACCCCGGAACAGCUGGAGUUUGUUCAGGAUGUGAGACGGCGGAGUAAAAACCGCAUGGCUGCACAGCGCUGCCGCAAGAGAAAGUUGGACUGCAUCUACAGACUGGAGGGAGAAAUUAAGAAACUGAGGAGCGAAAAGGAGAAAUUGCUGCACGAUCACAACCAGCUGAAGCUCAGCAUAGAGGAUGUGCGUCAGAACCUCUCAGGCCUGUGUCAGAGUCUCUCGGCAGACGGCGCGCCACAGUCUGAACAGCUGCGAGCACUGGCCAGGUACUUCUCCUCCGACUGUCCCACCUCCGUCCUCCUCACCCCCAUGGCCUCUCCUAGCCUGGCUGGCCCAGACCAGGAUGCCCAUGCGAACUCCUCCCUGGACACCUUUCUUGCAGACACAUGUCCUGAAGGAGACACUGCAGCACUCAGGACGCCCACUGCCUUCCUGCAAGACAACGUUCAGAGCACUGAUACAGAUCCAGCUCCGUGAUGUACAACAGAGCAAAGCAGCUUGGGAAUGGUCUGAUAUUUCAUUUUUACUCAGGAGUUUAGCUUUCCGCUGCCGUCAGUUCCACUUUUUAGCAUGACUUUCUUAUUAGGAGCACUUUCGUAAUGUUUCCAAGUAUGGACGUGACUAAAUUUGCACUAUUACCAGAAGUUUCAUUAUACAGAUGCAUUCGGACAUGCCUUUCAUUCCUUGUUUGCUGUUACGCCACAGGGUCAUUCCUGUUAUGCCACACGUUUUUAAAACUUAAGAAAAUGAAUUGGAUUGUAAUUAAGUAUUUCAGAAAUAUGCUCUGCGAAGCUCAGGCUCAUAAACAUUUAUAAAUUAUAACUUGUAUGUAAAACAGAACAAGAUGCGUAACAGGAUGGAACAUAAUGGGGUGGAAAUAAAGGGCUAAGUGCUUUGUUUAAUUACAGAUUGAUAGUUAGCUCAAGUUAAUUUUGAUAUAUGUUUUAGUAUUUUGAUUCCAUCAUACCCAUUUUUUUUUUUAUAUCGUACAACAGGGUGGAAUAUUUUGAAAUGAGACAAACAAACUAAUAGCACAAAACAUCUUUUAAUGAAUUGCUCAUGCUUGAAGAUGUACAUGAUGAUGUAUGUUCUCCCACCAAAAAUGUCACUUCCUGGACGAUUGUGUCAUUAAGGAACUGGCUUUUGUUAGUUAAAGGGAUUUUUCAGCAGACUAACAGGGUGGAAAGUAAUAUCGAAGACAAAUUAGAUAUCUAUAAAACGAUUAACAAUCAAAACACUACAAUCAAGUUUGGUUUAAAUAUUUUGAAUAAAGAAAGAAAAGCGCUUGGAAUAUUUCGAAAUAAAUUGACUUCUUAUGCUUUUUAGUGCAUUAAUUGUAAUAUUGUCAUAAAAGAAAAUGAAUGACUUCAAUCUGGAACAAUUGUCAAUUUUAUGUUUUUUAUUCAAAAUUAGACUAAAUGUACUACAUAACAGGAAUGACCUGGGGAUUCAUUUCCAGUCCUAGCAUUAAUUUCACGUACACUGCCACAAAGGACAAUCAUUGUUAUGCUCUUUAUUAUGUUUAUGGAUUAUGAUUUUUGUUAUGCUAUGUAGAGCAUAUAAGUACAUUCCAAUGUAGCCUAAUACGUGUUUGGCAUUAACGGCAUGAGAAUUGUGCAUUGAAUAUGCGUCUCUUUUUUUUUUUUAAGUAUUCAUAUAUGCAUAAGUCAUAUUUAUAGUGACAUUUAAAUAACUGCCAUGUAAGAUUUCCAUGCAUAUCAUGUAGGGUUUGUGAAAAAUACAAAGAAUCCAUAGUCUCUCUAAGGGGAAAGAAAUCGUUUAGAUACUGUUCACUUUUUGCUUGCGAGUGAGUUUGGAAAAGAUCGAUUUCAAGGUCUACAUAAAAUCAAAAUUGAUCCUAUUUCCAUUCUUAAAACAUGCUCCUGAUUUUAUUGUGCAUGAUUCUUCAUUACACAUAAUUUCAAUUAAAUGUUUUGUAUUAUUUCAUCAAAAUGUAAUUUUCUUCUGAAAUGGCUUUCCUUUUUAGCUGAUGAUGUCAUCAAGACCAUGCACAUAGUCUUAGCUGUUGGAUUACAAAUAGAGAUAAUGGCAUUAUUUUAACUCUAACCUACAUUUAAAAAAAAAAAUAAUAAUAAUAAUAUAUAUAUAUAUAUAUAUAUAUAUAUAUAUAUAUCUCUCCUGUUUAAAUUAAUUAAUGAGCUAAUGUUCAUUUCGGUAUAACAUUAGUCUAAACAACAUAACCUGUUCAUUUUGCCAUGUAGCAUCCAUGCAAUGUUAUAUUUUUACUUUUUUGUGCCUUUUUUAACCCUGUAACCAAAAUACUGUCUUGUAAACCUGGAAUGCACUGUAUAGUUCACUAUUUGAUUCAGAUUUAACAAAUAGUUGCAAAUAAAAUGUCAAUAAUAUUUUUUUUU
Molecule: messenger RNA, 4092 nt
Organism: Carassius auratus (goldfish)
Lineage: Eukaryota; Metazoa; Chordata; Actinopteri; Cypriniformes; Cyprinidae
Product: transcription regulator protein BACH1-like
Exons: 5
Coding region: 179-2194 (671 amino acids)
Biological process (GO): regulation of transcription by RNA polymerase II
Molecular function (GO): RNA polymerase II cis-regulatory region sequence-specific DNA binding; DNA-binding transcription factor activity, RNA polymerase II-specific; protein binding
Source: RefSeq, a predicted model, not a curated record